This is a messenger RNA of Rotaria sp. Silwood1, 2532 nucleotides long. The record is from the annotation of a GenBank genome assembly. Lineage: Eukaryota; Metazoa; Rotifera; Eurotatoria; Philodinida; Philodinidae.
AUGGCUGUUAAACGAGCUCAAGCUACAUUGGAGGAAGCUGAAAGACAGCGGAUGCUUGCAAGGGAAAGAAGCGCUACCAGAAGAGCUGUCUUUACACCCGAACAACCUGAACGAGAGCGUAAACUUGCACGAGAAAGAAGUGCAACUAGAAGAGCUGCUUUAACAUCAGAACAGAAAGUUUUCGAAGCACUUCAAUGGCUUAGACAGAAUAAUGCUCUAUAUCGUAAUGUUACAAUUAAUCAAUCAAUAAUCAGCAAAUUACCUGACGAUGAUGUACCGGAGUGUUUGUGGGCAACUAUGGAAAUUUCUACUAAUGUAGAAGCAGCUGAAAAUGAAAGAGCAAGUUACAUUCCUGAUCCGUUGACCAAUGCAUCUGAAUUUAACAAUAGAACAGCUAUACCUAUAAUCUCAAGUGCUGUGUUAGAUGUCAAUGGUACCAAAGUGUCGUCUGAUGAAGUUGCUAAACAUCUUUUAGAACGAAUCAAAGCACAAGUGCCAGAAAAAACACACGGAAAAGACACCGAGCAAAACUCUAAACAAGACACUGUAUACAUAAUUCCUCGUGGCAACAAACCGGCCAAUGAAUAUUCUAAUCCAAAUCUUUUAUUAGGAAUCUUUCCCACCUUAUUCCCAUAUGGAUGUGGUGGGCUUGAGGAUGGUUCUCGACCAAUUCAAAUCAAUUUUCGUGAGCAUCUCAGAUAUCUUCUUUCGUACGCAGAUCGCCGCUUUGAAGAACACUACUCAUUUAUAUUCCUUGUCUUCAAUAUUUUACAACGCCGAACAGCAUGUUUCCACGCCCAAUUAAUGACAACAAGAUCAUGGUUUCAACAAUCUGCACAAGUUCGUAACUCAUUGAGUUCUGAAGAUGCAGCAACAGCCCUUAUUAAUAUCUCAAAAGCGCCUUAUUCAAAAGUUACUGACGAGAGAAUAAAUACGUUGAUGAAGCACAUCAAAAUUAUUGGUGGUCACGUCAUGGGUUCAGCUCAUUCCCGAUCAGCUCUUCUGCUGGGCGGUGUAUUUGGUCUUGCAAAAGCGUAUUUCGGCACUGUAGAGAGUCAAGGAAGAGGAUCGCUCCAUUUACAUCUCGUGAUUUGGCUCAAUCAUGAAUAUACUCCAGCACAAUUGAAAGAAAAUAUUCAAAAUCAAGAUUUUCGUGAAAAUUUACUAAAUUAUUUAGAAGAUAUUAAAAAAGAAGCUUUAGAUUCGUUUCGAGAUGAAACCAACGACGGAGCAAGUACGACAAGCGAUGAUAGAACAUUAAUUGGACAAAUUGAAUCGACAGCAAGUGAAGUUAUACCACCAUGUCUCCCGACACCAAAUCCUGCAUUGGAAGGCUUCGAUCAAACGUUUCGCAAAGAUGCAGUUCAAUUGGUCGAAACCUGCAAUAUUCACAAGCAUUUUGCAGCUUGCUAUAAAUAUUCUAAAGGCAAAAAUGAGAGUUCAAAAAUUUGUCGAAGGCGCAUGCCACGUGCACUAGUGAAGAAGGCUAUCGAUAAAUCGGAUCGUCAUUUACUAAAAAAUGUAACCGAUCCUCAGGGCCAACAAUUACCUACAGAAGGAACGAAAAUGAAUGAACGUCAUACAUUUGACAGCGUACAUCCACAAUCAACAUCUCAUCUCAUAAUUAAACGUUCCAUUCCAGUAGUACCAGUUCUGACAGGUCCUCAAAUACCUCGCCGCGAACGAGAAGAAACACAUGAACGUUAUUGUCGCGCGUUGUUAACAUUAUUCAUGCCAUGGCGAUCAGUCCAGAACCUUUGUGCAACGAAUGAGACAUGGUCUGAAGCAUUGGAAGCUCGAAGGCUGUUGAUCUCUCCCAACUCGCUUAAGAUUAUAGAAAAUAUAGAACUUUUGCACGAAUGCAAACACGAUCGGGAUGAACAUCUUCAUCAAGUUCUUUUAGAAGCCCAAAACGACAACAGCAUUGACCCUAUUUUGAUGCCUAAUUACUAUGAAGGCGACGAAAAUGCAGAAGAAGACGAUCCUGAACAACUUUUGAAAAUGCCCUCCAUCGUAAAUGAGAUCACGACAAACACUUACUCUGCAUUGGCAGCUACUCAAGAACAACGCUAUGUUCAUGAUGCAUUACAAGCAAUUGAUAAUACAGAUAGAUUUGCAUUACUAAAUGACAGCAGACACAUUUGGCACCAAAAUAAUUAUGGCACCAUACACGACGUCCACACAUUUGUCGUAGCUCGCAAGCAUCAUACGACCAUGAUUAAAGAGUGGAAACGUGAUAUUGAAGCCCGACGAGACGAAACAAGGAACUAUUUAAUUUCAGGUGAAGAUACUCUGGAAGUACGAGAUGAUGAAACACAGAUUGAAGUCGUAGGUGCUGAAAUUCCAACAAGCCCAAUUAAAACGAAAGCUACGAGAGUCCUACCUGUAACUGCAACCAAUUUGGUUUUAUUUUCCACAAAACAGAAUAUCGUCAAACAAUUUACACUAAAUACUCAGCAAAAAUAUGCUUUCAUGAUUAUAACUAGUCACUUAGAUGGCGAAAAUCAUGCUCAUACCGGUAUAUUUUCUUGA